Acanthaster planci (crown-of-thorns starfish) is the source of this 4496-nucleotide messenger RNA. RefSeq lists its product as uncharacterized. The record is from RefSeq and is a predicted model, not a curated record. Lineage: Eukaryota; Metazoa; Echinodermata; Asteroidea; Valvatida; Acanthasteridae. Gene Ontology annotation, cellular component: mitochondrion.
UUAGCCACAGGGGGGGAUGAUCACCUACUAUUUUAUUUAAUGUGGCCUUAAAAUAUUAAUAAUAGUAACAACUGCAUUGCUUAAGUGCUUAAUACAAUUAAGUACCUAAGCACUUUUCCAUUCCAUUGUGAAACAACUUGCCUGGGACAUUUUCUGGUUCAAUUUCUCAUGCUGAUUGAAUUUGAAUUCAAAGAAAAAACAAAGUGAGGUGAAGUUUAUUAUGGAUAAGAGUUCAACAUGUAGAGACAUCACCAGUUUCCCCUUGCAGUAGUUUAUUAGCCAUCAGAGAGUGAUGAGAUUCCCAAAAAGUCAAAGUUAGCACUGAAAAUGUUAAACCAUUGACUUAGAAUACAGAAAUUUGCAGAUCAGUCCCAUAGAGGUUGUACACAGGGUAGCAAAUGAUGUCCAGAUAUGGAACUCAUUGGGAUGAAUACAACAUGUCAUGCACAGUACAUGUAUGUGGUGGCUGGUAGACUUGUAGAACUCUUGCCCAAGAGGGAGCUCUACAGUAUGUGGUGGCAGGGUAGACUUGUAGAACUCUUGCCCAAGAGGGAGCUCUUCAGUGUGUGGUGGCUGGGUAGACUUGUAGAACUCUUGCCCAAGAGGGAGCUCUUCAGUGUGUGGUGGCUGGGUAGACUUGUAGAACUCUUGCCCAAGAGGGAGCUCUCAUUCUGUUCAGCGUGUUCACGUCUAUAGCAGAUUUUGUUGACCGAUGAUAAGUGACAUGAACACCACUUCGUAGCAUCAUCAUGUACAGGCUUCCAGUUGUUAUCCAAGGUCACCAGCGAGUGGCCAACAGGCUUCGCACGGAAGACGCCAAGAAGGUUGUGGAGAAGGCCUUCCAGCAGCUCAAGAAACAGCCAGACCCGAAGGCGCGUCACCUGGACCACCUCCAAACUAUCUCCCAGGGUGUCCAGCGAGAGCAGUUUCACACGGGUGGACGCUACCCGGCCAGUGGCAAGGCACUGUUUGGGGAUGCCUAUGAAGAGUGGUCUGAUGAUAUGGCCUGCAUAUUGCAAGGCACUUGCCUCCCCGGCAGUACCAAGUACUGCCGGACCAAGUCCAUGUUUGGAAAACUGGAACAGGGGGACGUUAUGCAGGGAACAUUAGGCUCUAAGGUGCGUCUGAUGUCCACCUUGGGCCUGGCAGCGGCUCCGCAUUUCCGCGGAGUCCACACGUUGGCCGCCCCAUCAUGCGUUAAACCUCAAGCGAUGCCCCUGAAGAAUGCCCACAAAGGAGAUGGCACUCCUGUGAAUGUGCGCAUGAAGUCCGGACUCCCCCGAGAGCUGUGGAAUGAUGAGAUUGCGUGUAUCCUGCAGGGCACCUGCCUGCCCGGCAGCACCCGCUACUGCCGCACCAAGUCCAUGUUUGGCUCCCUGGAGUUGGUGGACGUCAUGCAAGGGGUGCCACGUCGGUCCUACAGCACCCAGCCUUCGUCCAAUGGUAACCCCUCACCCGAUGCCAGUGCCCAGCUCACACAGCGACAGCGGCUGAAGCGUGCUGUAAAGGACUAUGGCUCAACUGUCAUCGUCUUUCAUGUCUGCAUCUCACUGAUGUCACUUGGAGGAUUUUAUCUUGCCGUCUCCAGCGGCCUAGAUGUACCGGCUCUCUUGACUACCAUCGGGUUCAGCUCAGAACUCGUCGCUUCUCGCAUUGCCACUGGCACCAGCACAUUCCUGAUGGCCUAUGGCGUUCACAAGCUGUUUGCCCCAGCCCGGAUCGCCGUCACCCUGACUUGCACGCCGUUCAUUGUACGCUACCUGCGUGGUGUUGGCAUCUUGAAGGUGAAACCGGUUACACUUGGUAAAUAAAGGAGAACUUCUGGAUGUUUUUCUUUCUUUCUUUUGUUUUUUGCUGUAUAUAUUUUCCGGAUAAUGUGCAUCUUACUCAGCAGUGGCACAAUUGAAAGCAAGUACAUGUAUUUUACAAGUUUGAAUGUUGGCAUUUGAAAAUCUGUCCACAUGGGAUUGUGUGUCUUAGAAAAGCAUUUUUGUAGAUACAUGUACCGAUACGUGUAAAAUCCACCCCAAGCUGAAGUGCACCCCCAAUUGGUGAAAGAGACAGGUAGUAAUAAGCGGGUUCUUGCACGUGUUUUGCGUAUGCGCGAAGACCAUACAUUCCAGAAUAAAUGUCUUACGAGCACUCAGCAUGCUCCGCGAAUGUAGUUGCGCACCUCAUGGCGUGCCUAUUUGGUGAGUACCAAAAAAGCACGCCCUCUUUUGUUCCACUCGGAGCAGAAAAAGAUGGAUGCAUAAGCCAGAUUUUUGGAAAAUCAGGGGAAGGGAAUGACAACAUCUUGAUUUUAAUUUUGUGGUGUUCAGUAAAUUGUUGAUAGUUUACCACGUAGUGAAUUUUAAUGGAGGGAUUGCACUUCAUGUUUUUUCAAUGGUUGCUUGCCAUGUUAAAGAAACCUUUACCGAGUACCAGCUGCAAUGGGUUUAUAGGGCCAAAUAUCAACUUUUUUUCUUGGUUAUGUUUUGUUUGUAGUACAUGUAAUAUGCUUUGUCUUUAAACUUAGAGAUCAACCAAGUUUUAUUGUCAGACUGAAAAAAGUUUGCACGGUGGAUUGUUUUUGGUAGAACCAGUCGUGUUUUGGCUUAUUGGUUCAGGAGUCCAGUCCAGCUUGGAUGGAUUAUUGUGUUCCUGAGAAAUACUUAUACAUGUACAUACACGUAUAUCCUGGAUAAGUGAGCUUUCUGAGGAACACAUGUACAUGUACAGUGCUUUGAUUUGACAACUUUAACAAAAUAGUUGUGAAUUCAAUGCCAAGCACAAUCUUUAAAGAUGCUACAAUGUUUCUGUGGGUUAAUUUGAGGUGCCAAUAAUCAUUUUUGAAAUAACUGAAUCCAGCGACUUCUGCGCUGUAAAAGUUGGAACCCUGCUAUUUUUGAAUUCCCAGGAGGUGGUCAGUGUUCCAUCUUGUCCUUAAUUGACUAGCAUUGGUGAGAUAUGUUGCAUUGAUCUUGCACGAGGUCAUUGCCUACAAACUUGUGCAUUGCACUUCAAGAAGAAUUCCUCUUUACAUGCAAAUAGGCCUGAAAGUGUAGAGUAAAAACACUGAAGCGAAGGUCACAGUUGUAACUAGUGAACUUUGAUUUACACUGAAAUUUAUCAUCCAAGGUGAAGUUACAGGUAUAGCACCAAAAACAAGUUUUAGCCACUUUGCAGUUUCAAUAAUACAAAGCACAUUUAUUAACCAUGUGUAAAGAACAGCUUGAAUCUGAAUGCAGCAGAUACACCUGUCAAUAAUCCUCCAGUAGAUACAUUAUAAUAUCAAGCGAGAGUAAAUACAUCUUGCCUUUUUAUGAUCAGGGCAUUUCAAGAUGUAACUUCAUGUACCUGUAUAAAGAUCAGCAGAAAGAAAGUAAACUCUGCCUGUAUGCAGGGACAUUUAAUUGUAAUUGUAAAUAAAGCCACAUUGUAAAGCAUUGGGAUAAUGUACAGAUUUGAGAUCAAGUAGAGAUUUAUGCAUGCAUUCCCUGAUCUUGUCUGUCAUCCGAGGUUAAGAAAAUUGUACUUUCACAAACAGCUGUGAUCAAGGAAUGAAAACACUUGAUCGAUAUUUUCAACUUCAUUAUGAGGCAGUUUUAUACAUGCCUCCCUGUGAGUUAAUGUGAUUCAUUUAACAAAUGGAGAAGAAACAAAAUUGUACAUGCACAUAUGAAUUAUUGGGCUUUGAGAGAAAAGUUAUAACAUUUCAACCUUUUUCAUCAGCAAAACAACCCUACCAAUAUUUUCGGCUCCAAAUAUUCUACUUAUGUAGCCCCACGGGGACAGAUUCUGCAGCCAAAGAGAUCGUGAUCUUUACAGAACAAAUAUCAAAGAUUUAUUGAACCAAUUUACACAUACUGAUCGGAAACUUUGCGCUGAUGCUACAGUGAACAUGGUACUCGGAAAAUAAUUAAUUCCUGCAAUGAUAACAUACAUACAUUGGACACUACAUUACCGGGAACAAGAAUUUCUACAACUAAUGUGUACUCGCCACUAGUGUACCGUUUGAAGAGAGUUAUUUAAUAUGUGCCUUCAGAAUCUUUUGCUCUUGGUCUUUUUCUUUCAAAAUUAAAGAGCGCUUUUCUUGCUUUUGUAACUAUUUAAGCUUUAAGGGCACGUGUUAUGUUUUCCCGGACAGUUUCCUUGCACAUUUAAGUCAAGCCUGUUUUUUAUAUAUACUAAAAGAAACAUUUUCAGAUGUGAAAUUUGAACAAAGUUGCAAAUUACUCAGAAAGAAAUAAAUUAAUAUGUAGUUUAUCAAGUGUUUAUGUUCCCUGUUGCUUAAACCCUUUCCCAUUUUAAGAGCAUACAUUAUACAUAACACAAAUCUUUUCUAAAUUUUACAUUAUAUAACUGAAGUUUCAAUUCUUUAAAAUCAAAAUAUCAUGUCACACUUUAUCACAGACAGGCAUAAACACAAUCACAAAAGUUAAAAAGGAAACCGUUGAUAUUAAAUUGAAAUUAUUCUAUAUUUGAAAUAGAGUGGCAUUAUAAUUUUACCAGCA